Messenger RNA from Aphanomyces invadans, 351 nucleotides. RefSeq lists its product as hypothetical. The record is from RefSeq and is a predicted model, not a curated record. The coding region runs from base 1 to 351 and encodes 116 amino acids. The transcript is spliced from 2 exons. Lineage: Eukaryota; Oomycota; Saprolegniomycetes; Saprolegniales; Verrucalvaceae.
AUGGAGCUCGAGAGCGACGACCGUGCAAAGCGAGGCACGUCGCGCGCCGAGAGCCUUGCCAUGCUCGAGUUCUUGCGCAUUCCGGACAACUUUGCGUUGAUGACUGGCCAGGCCUCCAAAGGAAAGUCGAUGAAAGGCGGGCAGAGGCUCACAAAGGCCCACGGCCACGCCCUAAUGGCCGAUUAUGUGAACAUGGUCGUUCGCGAUAGCACGCGAACGUGGACAACGCAGGACGCAAAGUCCCGAUACGAUGCGUACGGCUCGUCAUAUAAAAAAGCGCUUCGUUGGUGCGGUCCGAACAACAGCGGGCGAGGUCUCACUCAAAAGGACUACAAACGAAGUAAAACAUAA